CCGCGCGGCCCACGGCCUGCUCCUUCUUUGCGGGGCCCCUUCUCUCUCUGUAUGUAAUCGUUCAUGAUUCCUCAGCUUGAUUUCGGACUCACUUGCUGGGUUGCGAGGUGCGCUUGAAUGGACUUGGAGCCGCCGAUCACAUUGUUUCGAGUCAUGGCGGUGUGCUGGUGGUGUGAGAGUGUGGUGGAGAGGGGAGGGGAUGUGGUGGAGAGAGUGGUAGUGGGAGCAGGAGUCAUGGAUUAGCGAUGAAGCAGCAGGUUGCCUAGAGAAUGAAGCAGCGAGGAGAUUUGGGUUCCACUGCGAUUAGGGGUGCGCCCAUUCGGCGGAGUGUUCGUGGGUUAGUGCUUUAGAGUUGGGUCGUCUGUUUUGAGGGCGGAUGAGUUGGGUGUUGUUGUUUUUUUGGAGCGAAUGGACGAUUCGAUGAAAUAGGUUGCGUGAAUGAGCUCGUGAGCGGAGGGAUGCUUCAUUCUCUAGGUUACUCUGCUUGCAUUUGUGUGUGUUUAUGUAUUUUCUGGGGUUGCGUGGUGAGUGUACUUGGGGUUUUAGAAGGAUUCUAGUCGAUGACAGAGUGACGAGAGAUGGAGAACUACGAGAAGAUAGAGAAGAUUGGGGAGGGAAUGUAUGGGAAAGUGUAUAAGGCCUGGGAUAAGAGGACAGGAGCGAUGGUGGCGCUGAAAAAGAAUAAGAUAGAGAACGAGAAGGAGGGUAUUCCUGCCACGACGUUGCGAGAAGUAUCUCUCUUGCAAGUGCUCUCUACGUGCAUCUACUUCGUUCGAUUAUUGAGUGUGGAGAAUUCGCACAAGAAUGGAAAGACAUCGUUGUUCAUGGUUUUCGAGUACAUUGAUACAGACCUGAGAAGGUUUAUGGAUUUAUCUUGGCCAGGCCCUGACAACCCGCUUCCUCAAAACACCAUCAAAAGCUUCAUGUUCCAAUUGCUGAAAGGAGUUGCUCAUUGCCACAGCCACGGAAUCAUGCACAGGGAUCUGAAGCCCCAAAACCUCCUCGUUGAUUGGAAAAAGGGCCUCUUAAAAAUUGCGGAUUUAGGACUAGGAAGGGCUUUCACUGUCCCAAUGAAGAGCUAUACCCAUGAGGUUGUUACACUAUGGUAUCGUGCUCCUGAAAUUCUGCUGGGAGCCUCACAUUAUUCAACGCCCGUGGACAUGUGGUCUGUAGGAUGUGUAUUUGCUGAGCUGUGUCGGAAGUCGCCUCUAUUUCCAGGAAAUUCUGAACUUCAGCAACUUCUCUUCAUUUUUCGGUUGUUGGGAACGCCAAAUGAGCAAAUAUGGCCAGGUGUAACUACUCUGCGGAACUGGCAUUCUUACCCGCAGUGGAAGCCUCACGAGAUUGCACAAGCUGUGCCAAGAGUCGAACGAAGUGGUGUCGAUCUCCUCGAUGUUUUGAUUUGCAGCGCUUGUUGCAAUACAACCCAGCGAAUCGAAUUUCAGCUAAGGAAGCUCUAGUCCACCCCUAUUUUGACAGCCUUGACAAAUCACAGUUUUGAGUGUUUGUCAUCAGUCUCAGUUUAGCCAUUUUUUGAAUCACGAAACCCCAUUCUUUGCAUGCGGAGGGAUUAAUCAUCGAAUCUUAGAUUUAGGCUCGGUUGUAUGAGCCCACUACAUCACUGGAUCUUACAGCUGUGGCCUAGGUAAUUCAGAAAGAUCCCAUCAUCAUCAAUAACCGUAUCCUCUACACACAGAGAAUUCGAUUGUAUCAUAAUUCUAUAAAAAAAUUCCAUGAUCAGUAAGUUAGGCAGUAGUGGACGUGUAGAGAUUUAGAUUGUUCACACGCGACUUACGCAUUCUUACCACUAUGAUUCGAAAGUGGUUUAAUUAUUUAAUUCAAAGAUGUACUCACCGGUUCUGAAUAUCUUAAUGGAAAUUUCACUGCCUUCAUCGCAGCCUGCAUGAAUAUUUCAAUGCAUCUUGGCACCUCAA
Messenger RNA from Physcomitrium patens, 1934 nucleotides. Its product is annotated as cyclin-dependent kinase B1-1. Gene Ontology annotation, cellular component: nucleus; cytoplasm; cyclin-dependent protein kinase holoenzyme complex. Gene Ontology annotation, molecular function: cyclin binding; ATP binding; cyclin-dependent protein serine/threonine kinase activity. The record is from RefSeq and is a predicted model, not a curated record. Gene Ontology annotation, biological process: regulation of G2/M transition of mitotic cell cycle; regulation of gene expression; protein phosphorylation. Lineage: Eukaryota; Viridiplantae; Streptophyta; Bryopsida; Funariales; Funariaceae.